AGAACCCCGGAUGUGGCUCAGACCCGUAGGGCUGGCCCCCAUGGGCUGGGACCGAGGCGUGUGAUCGAUGAGGUUAUGGAAGGGCCUGGCCCUGAGCCUCCUGGCCCCUUGCCUGGCGGAAGACUUCCUCCGCCGCCUCGGCGACAACUUCACUGAUGGCAACCUCACGAACACCACAAGCACUGAUACCACCACGCUUUCCACAACAGUUGCUGCUGUCACCACCGUUGGCGGAAAUGUAGCCACGACUCUGACAGCCACGACCACAACGAUGCCGCGAGAUGCACUGAGCCCGACGACGCUGGUCAUCAUCUUUGUGUUUCUGGGUGUGAUCAUUCUGAGCCUUUUGGGCUUGGCCAUUUACGGCGUGAUGGUCUGGAUGCAGCAAUCCGCCAGGGACAACAUCAAGCUGGUGAAGCAGGUGGACUCAGAAGCCGCAGACUUCGAAGCGAACCUCACCAGCCUUGCGAGCCAUGUGCAGCGCUUCAACCACCGCCUCGACCAGGACAAAGCCCUGAAAGAGAAGGUGAGCAAGGAUCUCACAGCCUGCUUGACGCGCUGGAAGAGUACUGAGGCGCAGAGCCGAGACUUCCUGGACAUCCAGUACACCCCCUGCCUGCGCGAGCGCCAGGAGCAGCAGCGCCGCAAGGAUCAGAUCCGCCGGCAGAAGAAGAUGAAGCGCUUGGAGGCCGCGAAGCAGCAGCAGCAGAAGCAACUCAUGACGCAGAUCAGACAGAAGCGUGCCGAGCUCGCAAAGGAGGAGAAACAGCGGGUGAAGGAGACAGGACAGCCAGCGCGGAGCAAAGAGGAGUUGGAUGCGUUGGCGGCGCAGAUGGUGCGUUCCGGCCAGGAAGAUUCAGGCCGAGCGGUGCUGGUCAUCGGUGCCAGUAGCGCGAACCUGGCUCCUGAGGAGGAGGUGGGCCUGUGCCCAGGGCCGGUGGUGACCAGAAAUAGCGAGCUGAGAUUGCAGCUGAAAAGCCUGGAGACGCUGCGCAAUGCCCACGCGGCCACCGUGACGGAGCUUAAGGAGCUCAGGGAUCAGGCCGGCAUCACCGGCCUCGAGGACCUCGAGCUGCGCCUGCCCUCCGAAGUCCCGAAGUCGCAGGGCUGGUGGGGCGGCGGGACCCACAACUACCUGGAUGAUCAGGUCAAAGUCAUCAAGUCCUUUGCACAUCCGCUCUUGCUGAAGAUCCAGGUGAAAUCCCACGGUGUCCUGGGCGUGGCGGAAGGUCAGAGCGAGCUGGCCCCCUUGGCCCCCGUGGAGGCUGUGGUGGUCGAUCCGGCUGGCUUCCCCUUCAUUGGCUACCGGAACAGCUGCAGGGGAGCUGGGGGUGCGUCAGGUUCCAUCUACAAGUGGUUGAAUCUUACAGCAGCCCCUGCAAAUGGGCGAUUUCCACCAGAGGUGAAUCGCCAUUUUGCUGCGACCCGAGAGGCGGAGGCGGAAACGCGUGCAAAGCUGCACGCCUACAAGCCCGGGCAAGUGGUCAUCCACACCGUGGGCCCGAAGCUCCGGGAUCUGCUGCCGGGGGUCCACGGCCUGUCGCGGGCGUACCUGAACGUGCUCACAGAGUACUGCCAGGCGAUCCUGCAGGAAGAGGCCGCUCCACCAGCGGGUGCAGCCAACCCAGCCAAAGGUGCAUCAAAGGGUUCGCAAGGCAGUGGCAAAGAGCCAGUGCGCAUCCCCCGGGUCUUGCGGCUUUGCCCCAUCUCCUCAGGGAUCUUCUGCGAAGAUCACAGGCUGCAGCCCCACAUGGCGGAGGUGACCUGGGCCUCGCUGUCGCUGGCUUUGGCCAUGCUGCCCAUGGCGCUGCAGGAUUUGCUGAAGUCCGUGGAGCUGGAGGUCUGUGUCUUCCAGAGCCGCGAGGUGGCCGCCUACCAGGCGGCAUUGGAGCCCAGGAAGGCCAUGGUCUCUGGCUCUCCGAAGCUUUCCACAGAUCGAGGUCGUGUUGCCUCGCGCGGCUCCGGCUCCGGCUUUGACUGGGUGCGAAAGCAGAACCAGCCGCAAGACCGCCUGGAGCGGCUGGCGGCAUUCAUGCUCACGGCACAGGCGACCGCCUCUGGCGGCUACGCGCUGGCUGAGAAGAAGCAGCUGCAGCUGCAGCCAAUGCUUGAUGGCACACGGAUUCUGUGCGCCAAGCCGCUUGAAGAAGGAACGGCCUCCAGCGGGAUGCCUCUGACCAGCGUCAGCACGGCUGGAAGGGCGUCACCGCCCCGGUCAGCCUCCCCGGCCGCGCCGGUGGCUGGGGCGCCAGUGGCAGCCGCGCCGGCAGGGCCAGCAGGGCCGGCAGGGCCGGCGGCACCGCGGACGCCCUCUCCAGAGGUGAAGGCUGGCGUGCCGAAAGUAACCUUCGCUGAGGAUGGCCUCACCGUUGUGGACGCUGCCGUCAAGGUGCAGAAGGAGGGCCGAAAAGCAGCGGCCGUGAACGCCGCCUCGGCCUACUCUGUGGGCGGCGGAGUGCUGAGCGGUGGCAGGCACGCACUGGAGGAGAGCUGCUGCAUGGUGAGCACUUUGUUGGCUUCCCUGCAGAAGGCCCAGUGGGACCAGCUUCAAGCAGAGGAGAAGAAAGACAAACUCAAUGACACAGGAGGGCGUUGGCGCGAACCAGAGGAGGACUUCCAUGCGCACGUGCCGGUGGAUGGCUGCAUUGUGAGCCCCUUUGUGGAGGUCUUCAGGGAAGGCAGCAACGACGGCUAUGGCUUCCUGGAGUCACCGGUGAAGCUUCAGGGCAUAGUGAGUGUGGCCAUGUUCAACAUGAACCCGCGAGUCAGCGACAGCCCGCUGGAUGCCCCGCGCGACUUCAAGGCUUAUUGCCAGCAGGUGAAGCUGAAGUUCCGGGCCGUGGUCACAGCAGCUGUGGAGAUGGGGGCGGAGGUCCUUGUGUGCCCAGAUGUGGGCUGCGGGGUCUUCGGAAACGAGCCCAAGGUUCUGGGCACUUUGCUCGGGGAGGUGCUGCGGGAACCGCAGGCGCAGAACCUGAAUGAGGUGCUGGUCACGGGCCAAGUGGCCUUUGCAGAGGCCGUGCGCAAGGCGGCCGGCGGCGAGAAGGUGGAGCUGUCGCCCCCCGCCUACUUCGCGGCGGUCUACGGCAAAACCGGGAAAAGCGGCGGCCGCGGCGGACGGCAGCCUGCGAACCCCACCGUGGUGGUGGCCACGGUUGCCGCGCCGGCAUCAGAAGGUUCUGGCAGCCGGGUCACACCAGUGCAGCAGGUUGCCGCGCCGGCAGCAGGAGGUUCUGGCAGCCGGGCCACACCAGUGCAGCAGGUUGCCGCGCCAGCAGCAGGAGGAUCUGAAAGCCGUGGCCCAGCGCAGGCGCGUCAAACUUCCGGCUGACCAGAAUAUGCCUCCGUCUCACUCCGCCGACAUUGGCCUCCCCUUUCUC
This is a messenger RNA of Effrenium voratum, 3380 nucleotides long. The record is from the annotation of a GenBank genome assembly. Lineage: Eukaryota; Dinophyceae; Suessiales; Symbiodiniaceae.